Messenger RNA from Phalaenopsis equestris, 1688 nucleotides. RefSeq lists its product as uncharacterized. NCBI's taxonomy places the organism in Eukaryota, Viridiplantae, Streptophyta, Magnoliopsida, Asparagales, Orchidaceae. The record is from RefSeq and is a predicted model, not a curated record. The transcript is spliced from 8 exons. The coding region runs from base 1 to 1368 and encodes 455 amino acids.
AUGGGUCCCACCAAUGUCAUGGUCGAGCUUCUUAUCCUCUACUCCAUGGGUCAAGUCAAUGGCUUGAACACAUCUACUUGGUUCUCCUUGGACCGCCGGAAUCUCACGGGUGGUCUCGUUGAUCUCCAGGCCACCUUGACUUGUGUUUUGGAUGUCCGAAGGAACGUGCUCUACGUUGCUUAUGGCUCAAGCCGCCCCACGAUCGAUCUAUCCUCCUCCAAACCCUUGCCUAAUUAUAUCUUCAUUGUUCCUGCCACCUUCUCCACGACGAGUCCCAGCGACCUCCGGUGCUCUCCGGCAACGAAGACAUUGAAUCCGGCAUCGCCGUUCGGUGAUCUUCCGGUUUUCUAUCAGCCGCUGCUAGCUUCGGGCGGCAUUGGGAAUAGCGGCGGCAAUCUCUCCGAAACCAUGAACAAUUUCGCUUACACCCAUUGCCCUAAUUACGGCAGCCCUCUUUUCGACUCCUCUUUACCUAAAGAUCUCUUCAAGGAAGACAAUCAUAAGCCGGAGUUCUAUGAUUCCUUGUUAGGAGAUAACCAAAUUUGGGGAGGAAAUGAAUGGUCUUUCAAGCACCAGGCAAAUUUUAUUGAACCAAAAGAAGACCUUCUUAGCGAGUUCUACAAGAAUUGUUACACACCCCAACAGUACCGUUAUGAUGAUCACCAUGAACUUGAUUUCAAUGGCGUCCAAUCAAAACCGCACCUUGACAACGAGUUUUCUGCGGCUUAUCCCGAGUAUCCAAGCCAUGAUGUUUCGGGUCUGAAAUUCUACACACCAUAUAACCGUGUUGACUCGGAUAAGGACUAUGAUAGACUCUCGCAGAUUUGGUCAGCUUCUUUGGCACAUCUGGGCGAUUUGCGCAAUGAUUUUGGCAAUGAUUCUGAGGACAUUGGAUCAGGAAUGUUUUUUGAAGAUUUUCCUCACUGUAUUGACACUUAUGCUGAGAAUUUAGCACAAAUGUUCAAUAUCUCAGAUAGACAAAAACAACCUGUUCAGAAUACUUCCAUGGCAGCUGAAACUGAAGAGAAUUACAGGCAUAAAAACUGCUGUAAUUAUGGGGAGCAGCUGAAAACUGAACUGCUGCAGAUUGUUUCUUCAUUAACAGCUCAAGUUGGUCGUUUGGAAAUUCAGGUGGAACAUCUUACUCAUAAAGUUCAAGAUAUGGCUGAUAAACUGUCUGGCGAAAAUAACAAGUUUUCUGCUCCAAUUCUGGAUCAUUCGGGCAAGUCUAAAGCUGUUCUUGAAGAAUCUGAAGCUACAGAUAGCAAGUCUUUGGUUGCUUCUGCUGAUUCAAAUCAGAAAUCAGAUGAAAAUGGUUCCAUUGAUGACUCCGAUUCCUCUGCUCCCUUUGAUUGGGAAAUUAUAUGAUUCCAAGUCUUCUUUCAUUUGAAUCUCUUAAGUAGAGAAUCUAUAUAUAUGCAUCUAUCAGUUGGACCUUCUAUGACAGUUUUUCUGUCAGACUUAGUGACUUUGAAUACUUUGUUUCAGAGAACAUUAUUAAGUUUAGUUGUUUUUUUUUUGGCUUAUUUUAUUUGUUAGUUUGGAAUUAUUUGAUUUAGGGUGGAUUUAGGUUGCAUUUAUGCAAAGGGGUUUUAGGAGCAUGCCAUGGGAGUUUAUGCUAAAGAUAAGACUUAGGGUCUGCGGCCCGCGGGCCGGCCGGGUUUCAGGAUAAUCAGCUUAUCCCGAAA